Letharia lupina is the source of this 1587-nucleotide messenger RNA. RefSeq lists its product as uncharacterized. The coding region runs from base 1 to 1587 and encodes 528 amino acids. Lineage: Eukaryota; Fungi; Ascomycota; Lecanoromycetes; Lecanorales; Parmeliaceae. The transcript has a single exon. The record is from RefSeq and is a predicted model, not a curated record.
AUGGCCAGCGACACCACCAUUUCCAUUAUAGCUCUGGCCGUCGCUUUCGUAGCGCUCGUCACAACUAUCAGCCAAGUCCUCGGCCAGUUGUUAGCAACAGCAGAUGGCUACCGAAGAUGCCAGUCUUCCGUGAUAGGAAGGUCGGCCAAAUUAACGCACCGCAAUUUCCGUUGGAGUGAGAUGCGAUUCGAGACGCUCUGUACGACACCGCAGUUCGGUCUCUUCCCCUACAUGCCCCGCCACCUUGUGUCAAAAGAGACAGACGCCUACGGCUCAAAGGAAAUGCAUUACCAACUUGAUGGAUCUGCCUGGUCUAAAGAAGCCACAUACUGCGACACUGCGCGCGGACCACAUCUUGCCGGUACUACUGAGAAUGUCUCCUGGUUAAGGUUUAUAGAAGCCUUGCACGAGAACUCAGGGCAGUCAUUGGAAAUCUUCGGGGUUGCAUUCCAUGAUGUUGCGUCGAAGAAAGAGCUGAAGAACAGAAAGGAUCUUGUGGCACAGGGAAACAUAUUGGAGGAUAUUACCCGCCAUGCAUCUGGGUCGCAAGGCUAUUUGAUUCCGGACUUGAAGUUGCAAAAGAGAUCGUGGGACUUUGUACCACCAGAGGUCGUGCAGCCUUUGGCAUUGGGGACGGUCUGUGACCUCGCAGUUAUGGCAAGACCGUUGGGCAUGAUAUGGAAACAAUUCGAGCCUCUCGAUGGGAACUUCAGGGCAGAAGGCAAUGGACACACGAUCACUUCUACGGGCGUGAGAUCUAUGGGUACGGUUUUGCAAAUCGGCGUCCAAGACUUUUUGCCAAGCGUAGAUCCUACAGAAGAAUUGAACGAGCUCUACAUCCCUUCCGAGGCAGCGGACAAAAUGGGCUUCGGCAUAGUACCAGGCGAAGCAAGCCUUGGCGUGCCAGACUACAAGCUAGGGACAGAAGAGGAGGUGCUUGCAACAUUACGAAUCGUAGUGGACCCAAGCCGUGAAGCCGCAGAAAGAGUGAAAGACAUACUAGGAGCAAAUCCCGGCUGGACUCCUGGCAUCUCAGACAUAACAGGCUUCGCGGCGCCCAUGAUUCGCCAAUCUUUCUCCUCGAUCGUCCGCGUUCCCCAGCCUGCAGGAUACGCAGUCGGGUUGACGCAGCAACAAGAAGGGUUCGUCGUCUUCCACAAGCGUCUAUACGACCUCGUUGCUGAAAGAGAUGCAAGACACGAACCUGUGUCUAAACAGCCUCGGUCGAUACUCCAUCAAUACGCGGAACUGCUUUACCGCUAUGGAGAGCAGUGGGAGAAUCAUGAGGUGUACAUUCAGAAGCUGAAUGAUCGCUCCGUGGAGUUCCUGGAUGAUUUACACGGAAAACAUAUGGCUGCCAUUAAUUACUUUAAAGUUUUAAUGGCCCGCUAUAAUGGCACAGGCGAGAAAUCGCAGGUCUUUCGCUACACAGACCUUAUGUAUGCUCACGUACGACACGCAGUCAACUACUUCCCUGAGGCCUUUGAACGAGUCAAUGCUUCACCCUCGCGAGCAAGAAACCACUGUGGACUGAGAGUGGCCGGAUGGAUCACCGAGGGCGCGCACAUCUACUUCGACAAUAUAUGA